Messenger RNA from Ustilaginoidea virens, 5685 nucleotides. RefSeq lists its product as uncharacterized. Gene Ontology annotation, cellular component: cytoplasm. Gene Ontology annotation, molecular function: guanyl-nucleotide exchange factor activity; protein binding. Bases 1 to 5685 code for a protein of 1894 amino acids. Lineage: Eukaryota; Fungi; Ascomycota; Sordariomycetes; Hypocreales; Clavicipitaceae. The record is from RefSeq and is a predicted model, not a curated record. The transcript has 2 exons.
AUGGAAUCCGGCCCGGAUGGUGGUCAACUUCGAGACGAUACCAUCAACACUGACCCAGGCACCUUCGACCCCCAGAAUUCCCAACCCAGCCUCAACCAGCUCCAGCCGCUCGACCCUGCUCAGGCCUUGACCCUUCUACCUCCUUGCCCGCUUCAUCCUGCCGACGCCGAACUCACAAGCAGCCUUGCCAGCAACCUUUCGUCCUACGACAGCGUCGCCGCCAGAGCAGCCCAACCGAAUAGCCCUGAUUCAAAUUCCACGCCGUAUCACGACUCCGCCUCAAUCGACAACCACCAUGCACAGCCGUCUCCUGUAGAUGCCGGCGACCUCUACGAGAACAAUCGAACGCCUGACGGAAGCUCAGUACCGUACAUGAUUCCCAUGGCUGCGACAUCUUCCUCACGCCCUUCUCUCAGAUCCUAUGAUGACGGAGCCGCACCCAAGCAUCCGACAGCUCCCGCUUGCCGCAACCUGCCGCGAUCAAACCUGCGGUCUGUCUCGAGCCCCCAGGGUAGCAGAUGCUUCACAAACGCCAGUGCCCCCAAGAUCCCAAGCGGUAAACCUAGUGUCAAGGACUUGAAGAAGCGCUUCGAUCAGAAUGUUGUUGUCGGGGUUCCCACAAUUCCACCACUUCCAUCCCGAGCUCGCACUACCAGCUCUAAAGUUCCAAAGCCUUCGCCACGCGGGAGCCGCGCACUCUCAAGUCAUAGAUCCUCCGAGGCUGCUGUUGCGGAAACUGGUGCUCUCGACUCGGCUUCAUUGCCGCUGCGGCAAUCUAGGUUUGUGGCUGACCAUCAAGCUUUCAGUAGCAUACAAUCAUUUGCAACGCGCGUGGCCAAGCCGCGAAAUGCAUCUCAGAUCCCCAUGCUCGACACGUCGAGAAAAUUCUCCUCCCAUCACCUUCAUCACCAAGUCCCUUUCGUUUCCCGAGGGUCUGAGACCCGAGGUCUUUUGUUCGGCGAAGUUCCUCCGAACCAGCAUGAUCCCUCUCUAGGAGGUUUCGGCAUCGACGGUGUUCGUCAGCGAAGAACGUCGGAACCUAGUGAUCAUAUUACCGCAUCGCGCCAGCGCAGCCUUUACAGCCCAGGUCCUGAAUCAUCGGCGCCAUCACCACCUUCCCAUCUCAGCUCUCCAAACCAACCAGGCGAAGAGCUUGCUGCAAGCCCCUCCCAUCCGUACCCUCGCUCUCGUUCGCACAGUGAUGAAGCUGGCUCAUCUCCGUCGUCGAGAAUGGCCCGCAAUCGGAGCUCGACAUCAUCGCCGCGCUCAUCCAAACUCCCUGUCUCAGUUCGCAAGUUUAGCACCCCCAGUAACUCCUCGAGUCCGUCCCCCACUCGAUCAAGCUCGCCGUCCACGUUGAAACGCCAUCAGCCGAAUGGAAGACUUCUCAGAGCCAGUCCCGGCGCAGGCCGAGCCAAGACUCCAACUCAAGGCCGCAAAUCGGGACCAACGAGCCACAGAGACGCCAGUUUGCCGGCCUACAUGACUGUACCCCCGUCAAAUCUGUCCCCUACACUUCGAAGUUCCCGUCCCAGGCAGCCUGUCUCAAUAGCCUCAACUCCCACUUCUAGGAUGAAGGAAUCUGAAGUGACCUCAUCGGGCAAAGCUGGUGAACUCGCAACCAGGCGACGCAAGGUUUCGAUCGGUCCCAUAGACUUUGAACAGAGACGAGAACACAUCAGGCUCGCUUACACAAAAUCCAUUCGGGAGAGUGAGGCUCUAGAAGCAAGUCACAGAGCCGUCGUCGAUGAACCCGGCCACCUCAUACCUACUCCAGUGUCCGAUAAGUACACUGGCGAGGACAGUAUAAGCCCAAGAGCCAGUGUAGCACACCCAACUCCACAUGCUGGCGACACCGAACCCGACAUUCCGAAUCCAAGCGGUAACGACGGGAACGGUCGACUAGUGGACAACAGCACAGUUCUUUCCGAGAAGAACGAUAAACAAGAUCAUUGGAGUGAUCCGCGAUCCGGGAACGCAGUUGCAACACCCUCUCUCACAAUAUCUACUGAGAAACGACCUCCUGCCGCUGAGCAGGAUUCACCAACACUCGGCUUGCCCGGAAGCUUUCCUGAUGAAAUGUCACCGAGGAUGGAUGAAGGGCCGCCUAGCCCAGCAGUUUCAGAGACUUCCAACACUACCGAAUUUGACACCGAACCUCAGACGAAUCCACCUGUUCAGGCUCGAUCACCGCUCGACGCGGUCGAGCCGCAGAGCCCCCACAAGCGUCAUCCAUCGCCUGGUGCGCCCACCGAGUAUCGAUAUUCUCAGGAUCAAGAGUCCGAAUUGCCAGUCCUCGUAGCCGCUCCAUCGAAAUCUUCCAUCACAGCCAUCGACGAGACUCUUGUAGCGGUCGUACGGCCGUCCAGCGACUUUACCCACCGAUCAGAAGGUGAGGGUCCUGAAAAUGAUUCAUUUCCGCCUCGACACUUCGACAUUAUACUAUCUACAGUUUCUCAGAAAGAGUACGCGCCCCGCGAGAUUGAGAAGCACUCGAUACCUUUUCCGAGCCUUGACUCGCUGUAUGAAUCCGAUUGCGAGUUGAACCUGGAUCGCCGUCGUGUAGCAGACAAAGAAAACCACCCCGAUCAGGAUGGUGUUUGCGACACUUGUACUGGAGAAAUGGAUCACCGUAAAGGUCACGAAGGGUGCCAGAGCUGUCAUGACGACCUUGCUCGUUCCUGCGGGACUUCAACAUGCGCAUAUUCUGAAGCCUGUGUGUAUGAAAAUCUGCAGCACCAAGAGGCCGAUGCCUCUUCUUCUGGCAAAUUCCUGAUGCCAACAUCCGGAUAUGAGGACGGGAAGCCGGGCAGACAAUCUGCGUGGACCGACUUUUCAGUCGACAGUACUGACCAGUCAGAACUACCGAGAUCGUCUGAAGGACAAGGCACGUCUGAAUCACCAGCAUUCGGCCAUGUCACAAUUUUCAGCUCACAUCCGGGCUCUUCGACCCAUGACGAUGAUAACCCUGGACUCGAGACUCGAUAUUGUUCCGAAUCCACACAACCUGCCACUGACUUCGGGCCACAUCAUUUGCCUGAGUUGGACACCGGAGUUGGUUUCUCGGUUCUCUAUCUGACACGCGAAUCGAGCGACAAUGCCUCAUACGUUCCAUCACCAUCCCACGAGCCCCCUCCAGUACCACCAUCGAUACCAGGGUCCGACUUGAACUCGAGGACGUCGAGUGCAUAUUACGAGCAGUCUCAAUACGGAAGUACCCUCCUCAACUCCGAACGGGGUAGUGACGAGUCCAUGUCCCAUGCAGGAACUUCACGGUCGAUCGAUUCGGCGUCCCUCACCACUACCGAGCAGUACAUGAGCACACAAACACCGGCAGAUAGUGAUAGCAAGUCGAUCACGCAAGACGGCGGAGAGCUAACUGACAAAGACAGACAACGCCUAAUUCAGAGGAGAAAUGUUAUCAAAGAAUUGCUCGACACGGAGGCUGUCUUUGUUCGAGACAUGAACAUCGUGGAGGAGAUUUACAAAGGAACUGCGGAGGCAUGCCCCAAACUCGAUGGCCAGACAAUCAAGUUGAUUUUUCGAAACAGCGACGAAAUCAUUGCUUUUCACACGUCAUUCCUUGCGGAACUCAAAGACGCGGUUGCCGACGUCUAUGUGCCCAAGGGAUCCCGAGGGGCGCCACGGGACGAUUCGACGCUAUCUUCUGCAAGUUCUACAAAGAUGGCGGGUCCGAGUGAUAUGAAAGACCGGUCUACUUCCUUGGGACCUGUUUUCAAAAGCAACAUGGAGCAAAUGAAGCUGGUGCAUGAGGGCUUUCUCAGGGCCAGUGAUCAAGCUGCCAAGAGACUUAUACAGAUUCAGCAGGAUCCCACGGUCAAGGUCUGGCUGAACGAGUGCAACGAAGUAGCAAAGGACUUGACGGCUGCGUGGGACCUGGAUUCUCUUCUCAUCAAACCCAUGCAACGGAUCACAAAGUAUCCGAACCUCAUCAUUACCCUUCUUCAAUACACCCCUCAGGACCAUCCCGACCGAGAAACGCUGCUGGGAGCUAAAGAUGUCUUGGAGACUGCCAUCAUCGAAAUAAACAAGAGCAAGAAGAACUUUGAGCUUGUCGGUCAAAUUGUGGGCAGGAAGAGAAAGGAGUCGGACGUAAAAGCCGGUUUUGCUCGAGCUUUCGGCAAGCGAGUUGAUAAACUACAAGGAUCCAACAUGCGAGCCACAGGAGACGGCGACUACGCGAAGCUCAACGAGAAGUUUGGAGAUGAUUACCUGCGACUUCAAGUUGUGCUUCGAGAUGUCGAGUUCUAUACUCGACAGGUAUCAGCCUACGUUCACGAGUUCCUUCAAUACAUGUCGUCGAUUGAACUAGUCAUGCGUCUUCAGCCCGGAAGCUAUCCAGAACUCGAGAGCAAAUGGGUGCAGUUCAACAUUUCGGUCCGCGAUCUCGAAAAAGUGGCCCUGGAGGAACAUUUGUCGCAAGUCCGCAAACACGUCAUUGAACCCUUUGAGCACGUAAUCAAAGCAUACGGCAAUCCUUCUUUGGCCAUGAAAAAGAGACAAAAACGCCGGUUGGACUUUGAGCGCUCUGAGCAGCUGAAGCGGAGCGGGAAAAGCCCAGAUUCAAAGUUGAAGGAGCUGGUCGAGCAGUACGACGCGCUGAAUGAUGCGUUGAAGAAGGAGCUCCCGCAACUUUCCGCCUUGACCGAAAAGGUCGGCAACAUCUGCCUCGGGAAUUUCGUGAACAUCCAAGCCAGGUGGUAUUCAAUAUGGACGGAAAAGAUGAAGGUAGUGCUGAGCGACUGCUCCGACAUGCCUGACCUCAAGGAGGUCUUGUCGACGUUUGAGCGAGACUUUCCUUAUGCCAAUGACCAACUGUCCAGCAUUGGCAUCCUCAAUCCGGCAACAUGGGGACGAACGUCACUCUCGACAUCCGUGAGCGUGGACGACGCGUCGUUUCGAACGCGGGCGCGAGGCUCGGACAUUGAAUCGAGAAGCCGAGGCCAAUCUGUAAGUGGAGAUAUGGCGCCGACGUUGCCCGCGCCGGAUUUCGGCAAUCGACGCAGCGACUCAUUCACAAUGUCUCCGAACAACGGCGCCACGGGAUUCGCGAGUGGGAACAUGCCGAGUCCACAUCAUUACUACUACCGUGACUAUUAUGCGGGCAUUCACUCCUGCCAGGGGGGGCUCACCUCACCUCGGUCGCCGGAAUUUCCCAGCAGCUCUCGAUCCGGCGCCGGUGCGGGAGUUGCGUCGACCAGGCCCAGCACGGGCCGGAGUUGCGAAUCGGGCAUGCUUCGACGAAGCUCGGAUACGGCCGGGCAGAACCAUCGCGACUCCAAUGCAACGUACCAUUCGAACCACGCGCCACAGGAAACGCAACGAGAGCCGCGCCGAUUCUCCAACAUGUUCCACUCGGCCAUGCCCAUGUCGGAUGGGCCAGACGAGAGCAGCAGCCAACGUCAGUCAAGGGCAUCGUCACGCGAACGCAGCCAGACGUCGGACGGCUACAACGUGUUGUGGCUAGCGGCGUCACUUUUCGAAUUCAACAUUUCCACCACCAAACACGAGGCUGGAUAUCCCUACCUAACGUAUCAGGCUGGAGAGAUAUUCGACGUGAUUGCCGAAAAGGGCGAGCUCUGGUUAGCAAAGAACCAGGACGAUCCCAACGACCAAGUCGGUUGGAUUUGGUCAAAACAUUUUGCCAAACUGGCAGAUUCGUAG